Messenger RNA from Caenorhabditis angaria, 499 nucleotides. NCBI's taxonomy places the organism in Eukaryota, Metazoa, Nematoda, Chromadorea, Rhabditida, Rhabditidae. The record is from the annotation of a GenBank genome assembly.
AUGCGAUUUUUAUUUUUCUUUUUUAUAUUUAUAUUUUCACUCGUUUCAACUUCUGAAAUUAUAAAUGGAGAAACUCAAGGUAUUUUUCAGUUUGAAUAUUUUUUUGAAAACUAUCUAUAAUUUUUUUAGAAACCUUUCGAGAUCUUGAAAUAUUUGAAAAUCCAAAUUUGUUAGCAAGAUCCACUCGACCACGACAAAAAGUUUCUGAAAAUUGUAGCGAUGAAAAGCUGAGAAAAAUUAUGCAUGAAGUUGGUUUUAUUUUUUUCAUUUUUAUUUUCAUAUCUCAAACCCACCUUUUUUCUCACAGAAUAUAUCGGAAGAUGGAUCAACUGAAUCGAAGAGAUCUCUUCAAGCGGUGUUCAAAGAUCGAGAUGGCGUUUGGAGUAUAAUUUGUGCGCCUUGCUCAUUUUCGUACUUGGCACAUAGCCAUGAAUAUUGUGUUCAUUCGCGUUUUGGUGUGACUUGUUUGGUUUUUAGGGAUAUUGUUGGGAGUGAUUAG